This is a messenger RNA of Drosophila eugracilis, 822 nucleotides long. RefSeq names its product transmembrane protein 256. The transcript has a single exon. Lineage: Eukaryota; Metazoa; Arthropoda; Insecta; Diptera; Drosophilidae. The coding region runs from base 127 to 666 and encodes 179 amino acids. The record is from RefSeq and is a predicted model, not a curated record.
CUCUAGCAGAUAGUGAUUUGUGUUAUUGAAGUUCUACUGUACAUCAUUACAUUUUUGGCAUUGUGUCAAAAUUAUUGUGGCAGGCAGAGCAGGCAAAAUUUGGGCAAGAAUAAUUACACAAUAGCGAUGACCGAUAACCUGGACUAUAUCAUUAUGGACAGUCCAUUCCUCCAGAAGAUCAUCUCGUCGGUUAAUGCCUUUCUGGAGAGCAUUAGGUUGCAUCCAAAGAAAAUUCCAGUGGAUGACUGCAUCGUGGUGCUGCAUCCAUCAGCGCAUUCUUUUGUGCGUUCACAUAGCUCACUGUACUGCUUAGCUGGAUGCCAUUACCAUUUCGUGAGGCUGGCCGGGAUUAGCGGAGCAUCGGCCAUCUUUAUGGGUGCCUAUUGCAAGUAUAUACUGCGGGAUUUAGAUAAUGUCAGGGAGCAACUGGACUCGCAGGCAUAUGCCGAUGUUGCCAAUCGCAUCCAUUUUUUGCACUCCUUCGCCCUGAUGGCCAUGCCCCUGGCCCACUAUCCCAUCUUUAGCGGAACCCUAAUGAUCACGGGCACCCUAUUCUUCAGUGGUUCCAUGUACUAUCGCGCCUUGACGGGCGAGAAUUGGAUGCAGCCAUAUGCCACCAUCGGAGGAUUCUGUCUGAUGGCCGCCUGGCUAUCCUUGGUCCUGUAGGACUUGCAGCAAUGGAAUCUACGUGUGUAUACCUUGUCCAGGGUUAGCUGGUGACAUGCCAAGACGAAUCUCGUAUCUCUAGCCACGCUGGCAGUGGUAUAUAGUAAAUAUAGUCGGUCUUAAAAGUGAACUCUAGACGGCUUUGGCAGCUGACGG